GUAACGCCAUUAGUAUUACUAUUUUGUAACAUCCAUUCUCCAUUUUUUCCACACACAGAGAGAAAAAAAUGGUUUCUUUUUCGAGGCUGACUACUACUACUCUAACUCUUGUUUCCCUCUUAUGGCUGCUCACCAUUUCAUCUCCGGCUGAAGCUUCCUUCAGUUGCACCUCCGCUGGAACUUGUGACGCCAUUAUUGACUAUACCUUACCCAACGCCACUACCUUUAAUGCCGUCAAGAAACUCUUCAACGUAAAGAACCUCCGUUCCCUUCUCGGCGUCAACAAUCUCCCUGUCAAUACCCCUGCUGAUAACAAAUUACCCGCCAAUCAAACCAUCAAAAUCCCCUUUCCUUGUCUCUGUAGAAACGGUACCGGAAUAGCCAACAAACGCCCCAUUUACACCGUCGUCUCCGGCGACUUCCUAUCCCACAUAAUUACCGACAUCUUCGCUGGUUUAUUCACUGUUGAGGAACUUCAGACGGUUAACAAUAUAUCUAACCCCAAUUUGAUACAACCCGGGGAUAAAUUGUGGAUCCCACUUCCUUGCAGCUGCGACGACGUUGACGGUGAAAAGGUUGUUCAUUAUGGUCGAUUGGUGAGCAGUGGCAACAGCAUUGAGGCUAUUGCUCAGCAGUACAAUGUCUCUCAGGAAACCCUUUUGAGGUUGAAUGGUUUAGCAAGUCCUAAAGAACUUUUAGCUGGCGCUGUUCUUGACGUUCCCCUUAAAGCUUGCCAAUCAACGGUGAGCAAUGCCUCACUGGACUAUCCUUUGCUAGUGCCAAAUGACACAUAUGUCUUCACUGCUGCCAAUUGUGUAACGUGCAAGUGUGAUUCUGCGAGCAACUGGACGUUGCAAUGCCAACCAUCCCAGAUAAAGUCAUCUCUUUGGAAGACAUGCCCGUCAAUGCAGUGCCAAGGUUUAGAUAACUUGUACAUUGGGAAUGUGACCACGUCUUCAGAGUGUAAUUCCACAUCUUGUGCUUAUGCUGGUUACAGCAACCAGACCAUUUUUACCACAAGCACUCAGUUAACUUGCCCUGCCUCUGACAAUAGCGCUUUCGGAAUGAGGCCAGGGACAUGGAGAUGGAGAUGGAAUGUCAUCCUGGUUGCUGCUAUCUCUAUGUACUCCAUGGUUAUAGGAAAUCUGUAAAAGGGUGUAGGCUUUUUAGCUUUAUUUCAGUUCAUCCACGAACAUGAUCUCUUCUUUUCCCACUUUACACACCGCUACUUGUUUCUAAACUGUUCAAUUUGAUAAGUAUUUCUUUUGCUGAAUGCAAUGCCGGUUUGAUUGUCCAAAUUAAUGAUUCUACUUCAAACAAGAGUAGAUUUUCACAUUCUUAGUACACCUUUUGCAUGGUGGUCUUUCGAAAAGCUAUUAAAUUUGGUCAAUACUCAGGAAAUGAAGAAAAAACAAUAAAUUAAUUUCUCUCUAAAC
This is a messenger RNA of Solanum verrucosum, 1436 nucleotides long. Its product is annotated as lysM domain-containing GPI-anchored protein 2. The transcript has 4 exons. The record is from RefSeq and is a predicted model, not a curated record. NCBI's taxonomy places the organism in Eukaryota, Viridiplantae, Streptophyta, Magnoliopsida, Solanales, Solanaceae. The coding region runs from base 69 to 1151 and encodes 360 amino acids.